This is a messenger RNA of Aspergillus wentii DTO 134E9, 894 nucleotides long. Its product is annotated as SDR family NAD(P)-dependent oxidoreductase. Gene Ontology annotation, molecular function: oxidoreductase activity, acting on NAD(P)H, oxygen as acceptor. The transcript has 2 exons. Bases 1 to 894 code for a protein of 297 amino acids. The record is from RefSeq and is a predicted model, not a curated record. Lineage: Eukaryota; Fungi; Ascomycota; Eurotiomycetes; Eurotiales; Aspergillaceae. Gene Ontology annotation, cellular component: intracellular anatomical structure.
AUGCCCUCCAUUAUCCAGAAAGAAAAAACAGCCCUCAUCACCGGCGCCGCUUCAGGCGUCGGUUUCGCCAUUGCCAAACUGUGCCGCGAAAAAGGCAUGCACUUGCAUCUGGUCGACAUCAACACUGCCAACCUCAACAAAGCAAGGGGGAUUCUGGAGCAUAUCAACCCAUCGCUGAAGUUAACGACACACACGCUGGAUGUCACCGAUCAGAAUGGCUGGACGCGUAUUGCUGCAGCUAUUGACAACCUUGAUCUGGUGGUGUUGAAUGCAGGCAAGGGAUACAAGGCAUCAGGGCAGGCGGAGAAAGGCAGACUCACGCCAUGGGAAGAUCCAGAAUACUGGAAGAAGACCCUCGACACCAACGUCUUUGGCGUGCUGUACGGCAUCUCCGCCCUCCUGCCCAUCCUCAAAUCCACCUCUUCUGCCAAAUCCAUCGUCAUCACCGGCUCCAAACAAGGCAUCACCAAUCCCCCCGGCGGUGCAAACCCAGCCUACAACGCGUCCAAAGCAACCAUCAAGAACCUAACCGAGCAUCUCGCCCAUGAUCUCCGGUCGGAUCCGUCUACAACGCACAUCUCCGCCCAUUUAAUCAUUCCCGGCUGGACGUGGACCGGGUUUAUGGGGAAUGUUGGGCCGGAUGGGGGUGUGCAGAAACCGGCGGGUGCGUGGGAUGCGCGACAGGUUGCGAAGGAGUUCGAGGCUGGACUGGAGAGGGGAUCGUUUUAUAUUGUUUGUCCGGAUGGAGAGACGGAUAAGGCGUUGGAUCAGGCGAGGAUGAAAUGGGGAAGUGAGGAUGUGGUGGAGGAUAGACCGGCGUUGUCGCGAUGGGAUGGAGAGUGGAAGGGAGAAGCAGAAAGGUGGAUUCAAGAGGAGGCAGGGAGGAGAAGAUAG